AUGGCUGUCACCACCUUCACUGAGGAAAACACUUCUCCACUUCCACCCAAAAGAAUAUUCAAGGCCUCCAUUGUUGAUUCUCAUAACUUGAUCCCAAAGUUGAUGCCACAAGCUAUCAAAAGCAUUGAAGUUCAAGGUGAUGGAGGUGCUGGAAGCAUCAAGACUAUCAAUUUUCCUGACGGUGGCAAUUUUAAGUCUAUAAAGUAUCGUGUGGAUGAGCUUAAUGAGGAGACAUACACAUAUAAGUACACAAUGAUCGAAGGUGAUGGACUGGUAGACAACCUUGAGAAGAUAACUUAUGACGUGAAGUUUGAGCAGUCAGCAGAUGGUGGUUCCAUCUCUAAGGUGACUAGCUCAUACUAUACUGUGGGAGAUUUUAAGCUCAAGGAAGAGGAAAUCAAGGCAGGCAAAGAGAAGGUUUUGGCGAUGUUCAAAGCUGUAGAAGCCUAUCUCCUUCAGAAUCCUGAAGCCUAUGCUUAG
Messenger RNA from Solanum stenotomum, 480 nucleotides. Its product is annotated as major allergen Pru ar 1-like. The coding region runs from base 1 to 480 and encodes 159 amino acids. NCBI's taxonomy places the organism in Eukaryota, Viridiplantae, Streptophyta, Magnoliopsida, Solanales, Solanaceae. The transcript is spliced from 3 exons. The record is from RefSeq and is a predicted model, not a curated record. Gene Ontology annotation, biological process: abscisic acid-activated signaling pathway; defense response. Gene Ontology annotation, molecular function: abscisic acid binding; signaling receptor activity; protein phosphatase inhibitor activity. Gene Ontology annotation, cellular component: cytoplasm; nucleus.